Messenger RNA from Anolis carolinensis (green anole), 1372 nucleotides. It is a transcript of the gene scg5, whose product is annotated as secretogranin V. Gene Ontology annotation, molecular function: enzyme regulator activity. Gene Ontology annotation, cellular component: secretory granule. The transcript has 6 exons. Gene Ontology annotation, biological process: neuropeptide signaling pathway; regulation of hormone secretion. NCBI's taxonomy places the organism in Eukaryota, Metazoa, Chordata, Lepidosauria, Squamata, Anolidae. The record is from RefSeq and is a predicted model, not a curated record. Bases 302 to 937 code for a protein of 211 amino acids.
CCGCUUUGGCCGCGUUUCGCCAGUCACGGCGAUGAUGCCGAGAAGGUCAAGGCUCUUGAGCCGAGGCUUGCGGGAUCCUGGCAACCGCUCCCACACCUGACACGGAGGGGAAAAGGAGGGAGGGGUGGGAGGAGGAGGCGGCGGAUGGAGAGCCAUCCAUCUCCCCCGCCUGGUCCUCCUCCUCCUCCUCCUCCUCCCCCGAAGCGCGCAAGAAGAAACCAUUCCUUCUCGGCGCUGCCUCUGCUCAGACGCACCGGAGACGCGCCCAGAGACAGGUGGCAAGAUACAAACUGACAGCAUCAUGACCUCAACAUUUCUUUGCAGUGUGUUACUUUUAGUGGCCUUCAGGUUAGCUUUAACGUUUAGCCACAGUCCCAGGAGUCCAGACCGAGUUUCUGAAGCUGAUAUUCAAAGACUUCUGCAUGGCGUAAUGGAGCAACUUGGCAUUGCCAGGCCCAGAGUUGAAUAUCCAGCACACCAAGCUAUGAAUCUAGUAGGCCCACAGAACAUUGAAGGUGGUGCACAUGAAGGUCUGCAGCAUUUGGGUCCUUAUGGAAAUAUUCCAAAUAUUGUAGCUGAGCUGACAGGUGACAAUGUACCUAAAGAUUUCAGUGACGAUCAAGGGUACCCAGAUCCUCCCAAUCCAUGCCCAAUGGGAAAAACAGUUGAUGAUGGAUGCCUUGAAAACACACCAGAUACAGCACAGUUCAGCAAAGAAUAUCAACUUCAUCAGCACCUCUUUGAUCCAGAACAUGACUAUCCUAGCAUGGGCAAAUGGAACAAGAACUUACUCUUUGAGAAAAUGAAGGGCGGACCAAAACGAAAGAAAAGGAGUGUAAAUCCGUAUCUCCAAGGACAAAGACUGGACAAUGUUGUAGCCAAGAAAUCUGUUCCACAUUUUUCGGAUGAAGAAAAAGAGAAUGAAGAAACCAAAUGAAAUCUAAUUGAAACCCCUAAUUUUGCUUAUAAUCAUUGAUUCAAAUCCUCAUCGUGGCUGCAUGUUUGUUUCUUAUAUAAUUAUUGCUUUAAAGCAACUAGAUUUAUAACAUUUGUUCUUUUAGAUACAUUAAAACCCAGUUCUGUUUUUUGUUAAGUUAUGGAAGUAGAAUUUUCUUGCUUUGGAUAUGGAAGCAGCUUUUUAAAAUAACAUUAACGUUCAGUGGAGAUUAAACGGCAUUAAAAAUCAGUUUAUAUACAGGAGGACAAUUUUUGAACUUUUAUAUUUGUUCACAGAAUGUGAUGUUUGCCCUUUGAGACCAAUUAUUUUACCAAGUUAUCUUCCAAGAUAAUAACCUAAUUCACAAUGUAUUACCCCAUAUGCUCUGUCUCUUACAAUAAAUAUUAAAUGCAGCCUUUAGCAUUUGCAUGGAAA